GACAACUUUUAGAAAAAAGUAAAAACGCAUCUAUAAAAGCAGCAACUAAUGAUUUCCAUAUUCAUUUCGUAUACUUAGCACACAAAAGUUGUCAUGUGGCCUAAAGUCACGCUAGCCGCACUGGUAUUUGUUAUUGUUGUACUAGUUACCGUUAGGGCGCAAAAUGAUGGUCGCUACCGCGCCCCAAUUGUACCUGCCGUAGCACGUGCUCGUUCUCGUCCCACCGCCAAUGCCAGAGGUAGUGAUUCCAGUGACGGUCGCUAUCGCCCUAGUGGCGAUGGACGCUACCGAGGUGGCAAUGAUGGCAAAUAUGUUCAUGUAGAUGUUCCAUAUGUGCACGACGAUCGGACCGGUGGGCAGUACGAAGGAGGUAAGGACAGUUUUGGACCCGGGGGACCCGGCGGAGGUGGAGCGGGUGCGUCUGGUGGAGCGGGCGGUGCGGGUAGCGGUGUGAGUAGCGGUGCUAGUGGUGGAGCAAAUGGCGCAGGGUUAACAGCCAUAACAACUACACCAAGACCUGCGCCCAAACCGGCUGUUGUGGAUAUAGCAGCAACAUUACCAAAGGGUACGGGAACUGGUGAGGGAGGUAACGGCUGGCGCAUCCUGCAACUCUUCGAUAAAGAAGAACAAGACGGCUACCAUUACAUAUAUGAAACGGAAAAUGGCAUUUUGGCGGAGGAAAAUGGGCGCAUCGAAAAAUUAGCGCCGGAAGCCGAUGGUUUGCGAUCUUCCGGUUUUUAUGAGUACACAGGCGAUGAUGGCGUGCUCUACCGUGUCGAUUAUGUGGCUGAUGAUAACGGUUUCAUACCAAAAGGUGCACAUUUGCCCACUCCACCGCCGUACGUGGCUAAAUUGUUGGCAUACUUGGCAGCAAAUGCUAAGGAGUAGUGUAUUUUUGUAUUUAAGUUUAUUUUACAUGCAGAAGUAUCAAUGUUAGCAUUUUAUUUAAAUAAAAUAAGAAAUUCAAGAAGAAGAAUGGGAAUACGAAUCUUUACCAGGUUUUAUACACAAAGCACUAGUGUAAAAUACGCCGAGUUUUGUGGCCUUAAAAUGAAGUCUGAUGAGGAAUAUUGAAUACUCGCAACUACUAAAAUAUUUAGAGGUUGUAAUUUUUGGAAUUAGUUAUUCACUUUUAAAUUCAUUUUAAAACUCGACACAUACAAUAAUAUUCAAAUACGCAUAUUUGGUAUGAUUGGAGAAUAUAAUACAGAUAUAUAAAGUGCAGAUCAUUAAUUCUUCAUUGAAUUUGGUGGUAAAUACGAACGACAACAAAAUUUAAUUUAAGAUUUAACAGAAACACGAUUGAACAAAUGUUUUCAGCACUCUCAAAGUAAAUAUGGAUUCAUACAACGAUCUGCAAUGUUAUGGGGUAUAGAACAACAGUGCACUAAUUUUAAUGGAGAAAUAAAUAAUUACGCAAAGAGAAAGCAGUUGAAUUGCUUCGUGUUAAUAUUAAGGUUAAGUGAAUGUUAUCGAGAUCUUUUAUUCUACUCUGCGUCAGUGCUAUAAAAUUUUCGUUCUCUUUUCUCACACUGUGGUACUGAACAGGCAAUGUGUGGCACGUUCCAUCCUCAACCUAAACUAAUUUUUGUUUAUCUGUACUCACAAGUACAAAAUGCAUAUUAUACGAAAUCUUUAAUUGUUAAAAGAAAUGGAAAUAAAUCGUUCUAUAAGCUUUGGGAGCAA
Anastrepha ludens (Mexican fruit fly) is the source of this 1686-nucleotide messenger RNA. RefSeq names its product larval cuticle protein LCP-30 (gene Cpr49Ab). Lineage: Eukaryota; Metazoa; Arthropoda; Insecta; Diptera; Tephritidae. Gene Ontology annotation, molecular function: structural constituent of chitin-based larval cuticle. The transcript is spliced from 3 exons. Bases 94 to 888 code for a protein of 264 amino acids. The record is from RefSeq and is a predicted model, not a curated record. Gene Ontology annotation, cellular component: chitin-based extracellular matrix.